Diversispora eburnea is the source of this 321-nucleotide messenger RNA. NCBI's taxonomy places the organism in Eukaryota, Fungi, Glomeromycota, Glomeromycetes, Diversisporales, Diversisporaceae. The record is from the annotation of a GenBank genome assembly.
AACAUUUUGGUAGAAUGUUAGAAACUUGUAUCAAUGAAUUUGAUAUGGAAGAUAUGCAAUCAAAAAUCACACAACAAAUACCUAUGGGAUCUAAUAUUUCUCUUUCAAAUGUUGUGAUAUUGGAACCUGGUAAACAACUUAAUUGUGAUGAUAAUGUUCAUGCAGCUUGUGAAAUGUAUCAUGAUGAUUUAUCGCUUGGUAAUGAUGACUGUCUAUAUGUUACAUGUGACCAAGUAAUUUUUGGAAGAUUAAUCUCCUAUAAAGAAGCUCACAGCGACGUACAACUUAUUUUAGGACAGUGGCACAUAUCUAAAGAUAUGU